Messenger RNA from Sparassis crispa, 1689 nucleotides. Its product is annotated as amidase signature enzyme. Bases 1 to 1689 code for a protein of 562 amino acids. The record is from RefSeq and is a predicted model, not a curated record. The transcript has 7 exons. NCBI's taxonomy places the organism in Eukaryota, Fungi, Basidiomycota, Agaricomycetes, Polyporales, Sparassidaceae.
AUGUUCUCCUACUUCGCCCACCGUAAGAGUUGUGCACAGAAGCAACAGGAAAGGAAGUCGAAGCUGGAGUCUGUUCCCGCCGUUUACUCCGCCCCUGCGACAAAUGACGAUCGGAGGAUUCUCUCGCUAUCCCUUGCGGAGUUGGUCGAAGAAUGCAGCAUGAAUCGUACCUCGCCCAACGCCGUACUGCAAGCGUAUGGCAAACGAUGCUUGCAGGCCCAGGCUGCUACCAACUGUCUGUCCGACAUCAUGUUCGACGAGGCCGAACGAACCGUGACCUCGGGGAAACUCCUCUCAGGCGUUCCAGUGAGCCUGAAAGAUUGUGUCGACAUCGUGGGACACGACACCCUUCUCGGCUACUCUUGCAACGUCGCAAAGCCUAGGCAGUCUUCCGCGUCCAUCGUGCAUAUCUUGCAGGAUGCGGGCGCUUUGCUGUACGUGAAGACAUCUGCACCAACAGGCCUCCUUUCCUUCGAAACAGAGUCGGACGUCCUAGGCGUGACCACUAAUCCAUACAAUCCCAAGUUCUCACCCGGUGGCUCUACUGGAGGUGGUGGGGCAUUACUUGCGUAUCAGGGCAGCAUGAUAGAAGUGGGCACCGACCUUGCAGGCAGUGUGCGGUUUCCAGCUGCGAAUUGUGGGGUAUACUCGCUGAAAGGUUCCAUCGGACGGUUCCCGGCCUACGGAUGCACGCCUUGCCUUCCCGGCUUGCAGGGUGUAGUGACGGUUACUGCUCCAAUGGCACAGAACUUGGCCGAUCUAGAAGAAUUCUGGAAGCGUGUAAUGGAGAUGAAGCCGUGGGAUUACGAUUCAACUUGUCUCCCCAUGCCUUGGCGACCCGUCAACGCGCAGUUUUCGGAGGUCAAGCCUAGAUGGGGUGUCAUAUGGGAUGAUGGCAUAGUGACUCCGACACCUGCAUGCAGACGUGCUUUAGUGGACACAGUUGAUGCUUUGAGAAGACAAGGUUUUGACGUUGUGGAGUUCGAGUCUCCAGGCAUACCCGAGGGAACGAGGAUUGGUUUCGGUCUCAUUGCAUGCGGCGCCUCCCCAAUCUUCAACUCACUACGAACUUCGGAGACCCUCAAUUCCGCAUUACGCUCUUUCGGUAUACUCGUCAGCCUCCCUCGUUGGGUGAAAUGGCUGUACGCGCUCCUCCUUCGCCUAUUCUCGCGACCGCUGGGUAGGAACGACACUUGGGCAACUCUCGCUGAGAAUUGCUACAAACGCAGCCCAGUAGGCGAGCACGAGUUGUUGGUGCAGCUUGAAGAUUAUAAGAUGGCGUGGCACACAGCGUUGCAGAAGCAGGACGUGGACUUCGUCUUGACGGUCCCACACCCCUCGCCUCCUGUGCCCUUGGGCGGCACCGGGGUCGUCUCGCUCAUCGCUUCCAGCUACGCGUUCAUUUUCAGUCUCCUUGAUGCAGUCGCGGGCGUCGUCCCGGUCACAUUCGUGGACAAGUCACUCGACGCGUUGCCUGCAGAUUUCAGACGUAGUUCCGCGUACAUGAAUAUGAGCGACAUCGGACGGGCCGUCCAUUCCGUCUACGACGCCAGAGCAAUGCAUGGCCUGCCACUGGGUGUGCAGAUCGUCGGUCCUCGACUGCACGAGGAGAAGGUGCUCGCGGGCAUGAAGAUCAUCGACAAUGCUUUACGUGCGGCUGGACGGGGUUUCGUCCCUAAGCAGUUUUGA